UGGGUGUCCUGGUUCACUGUGAAACUGAUUCCUCUCCUUCCCAGCUUGACUGCAGAAAUGCUCCAGACAGCAACAUUAAACACCGACUGCAAUGAAUACCACGUCAUCAUUGGGGCUUUGAGCAGCAUCUUUGACCAGAUGACUUUGUUGAGACAGCAGGAGCUCGCCCUAGUCCUGGUGGGCUACCAGAAAUUGAAUAAUGAAACAGCUUGCCAAGGGGAUUCCACAGUUGAUUCUUCAUGGAUAUCUCUCAACUUUGGUCCUUUUUCCAGACACAUCACAUAUACUAUUUUAAAGGAGAUGAAAAUCAAUGUGAUGACAGUUCUAAAUUCCCUCCCAGCAACAAUGAAAGCAGAAUUAAUAUUUGAUCCAUCUAUUGGUGUACUUCAGAAUGAGACGCUUAUGAGGAUGGUUUUGUCCUCUAUUCUGAUAUCUCCAGAUGAUGGGCAGCUUGAACAGUUCUUUACAGCUUUUACUUACAUCACGACAAAGAGAAAUAUCACAAUGAUUGAAAACACAGCUGUCAGAGACACAAUGCUGAACCUAACUUUGAUGGCUCUUGCUACCAGAUUCCCCCUCUUCCAAUCCAGUGACUAUAUGUUGUGGUUCCAAAUAAAUCUUGUUGUACUACUGGCCAGUUUUCGUCCAUCAUAUUUGGUGGUUAUCCCCACAAACCUCAGCUGUGACUCUUACGAUGCAAUAUUAAAAGGCUUAGAAAAGGCUUUGGCAAUUGUACCAUCUGAACUUCUAGAGGACUUGAAGACAAGCAAAGAAAUUCUUAUUCUUUCACUACCAAAAGGUUGUCCUCAGAAAAAUACUCCAUUACCAAUAGGCUCUAAAUAUGUCACUACUGCAACUACAUCUUCAAUGUCAACCACUCAACUAUCAACUAAGGCCUCCACAGGUCCAGCAGUGCCAGGCGAAGUAUUUGUUAUUCUGCAGAUCCGUUUGCACAUACAGUAUAUUGAUGCUUACAGUAAUCCUGCUUCAUUGGAGUAUCAGACUCUAUCCAGAAACAUCACAAUGGAGCUGAAUCACUUCUACUGGAAAUUGUAUGAGCCACACUUUCUCAGAUGCUACUUGCUGAGAUUCUGGCCUGGGUCUGUGGGUGUGGAUGUGCAACUUAUUUUUAAAAGUGACACUGUGCUUCCAAAUAAAGAAAGCAUUGAAGACAAUCUUAAGUCAGCAAUUGUUGAAUCAAAAGUGUUUCUUGACAUUAUUCCUUCCAGUGUCGUUGUUGUGAAUCAAGAUGGCUCAAGUUUGACAACCAGACAAACCCAGUCAUCACAAAAUGUUCUGAUUAUGCAAACAUCAUCUGCUGCAGCACCAGUUCUUUCUAGUGUUGUACCCACUAGCACACCUACUGAUCUUUCAAGCACAGCUCCUCCUAAUUAUGUUUCAAUCACUGUAGUUCCUGAUCCUUCAACCAUAAUAGUUCCUACAGAUCUUUCAGACACUUCUGUUGCUACUGGUCCAUCAGUCACAGCUGGUUCAUUAAACACAACAGGUGACACUCAUCUGUCAGCUACUUUGUCUUCUAAUAGUUCCAUACUGUCUGCAGUUCCUGCUCAGAAAUCAAGCACAACUGCUCCUCUUAGAACAUUAAGCACAGCAGAUUCUGCUCAUUUAUCACACACUGCUCCCUAUGGCCAUUCAAGCACAGGGGAUCCUACCAGUCAUUCAAACACAACUGCUCUAACUGAUCCCUCAAUCACUGCAGUUUUAACUAAUCAAACAAGCCCAACUGUUGGAUCAAGUACUACAGUUCAUGUUGAGGGACCAAGCACAACUGUUCAUACAGGAACCUCGACCACUGCAGUUCCUGCUGAUCUGUCAAGCACACUAUCACCUACUGGUUUAACAGACACUGCAGUUGCUACUGGUCCAUCAGUCACAGCUGGUUCAUUAAACACAACAGGUGACACUCAUCUGUCAGCUACUUUGUCUCCUAAUGUUCCCAUACUCUCUGCAGUUCCUACUCAGAAAUCAAGCAUAACUGCUCCUUCUGGAACAUUAAGCACAGCAGUUCCUGCUCAUUUAUCACACACUGCUCCCUAUGGCCAUUCAAGCACAGAGGAUCCUACCAAUCAUUCAAACACAACUGCUCUUACUGAUCCCUCAAUCACUGCAGUUUUUACUAAUCAAACAAGCCCAACUAUUGGAUCAAGUACUACAGUUCAUGUUGAGGGACCAAGCACAACUGUUCAUACAGGAACCUCGACCACUGCAGUUCCUGCUGAUCUGUCAAGCACACUAUCAACUACUGGUUUAACAGACACUGCAGUUGCUACUCGUCCAUCAGUCACAGCUGGUUCAUUAAACACAACAGGUGACACUCAUCUGUCAGCUACUUUGUCUUCUAAUAGUUCCAUACUGUCUGCAGUUCCUGCUCAGAAUUCAAGCACAACUGCUCCUCUUAGAACAUUAAGCACAGCAGAUACUGCUCAUUUAUCACACACUGCUCCCUAUGGCCAUUCAAGCACAGGGGAUCCUACCAGUCAUUCAAACACAACUGCUCUAACUGAUCCCUCAAUCACUGCAGUUUUAACUAAUCAAACAAGCCCAACUGUUGGAUCAAGUACUACAGUUCAUGUUGAGGGACCAAGCACAACUGUUCAUACAGGAACCUCGACCACUGCAGUUCCUGCUGAUCUGUCAAGCACACUAUCACCUACUGGUUUAACAGACACUGCAGUUGCUACUCGUCCAUCAGUCACAGCUGGUUCAUUAAACACAACAGGUGACACUCAUCUGUCAGCUACUUUGUCUUCUAAUAGUUCCAUACUGUCUGCAGUUCCUGCUCAGAAAUCAAGCACAACUGCUCCUCUUAGAACAUUAAGCACAGCAGAUCCUGCUCAUUUAUCACACACUGCUCCCUAUGGCCAUUCAAGCACAGGGGAUCCUACCAAUCAUUCAAACACAACUGCUCUUACUGAUCCCUCAAUCACUGCAGUUUUAACUAAUCAAACAAGCCCAACUGUUGGAUCAAGUACUACAGUUCAUAUUGAGCGACCAAGCACAACUGUUCUUACCGGAACCUUGACCACUACAGUUCCUACUGAUGUGUCAAGCACAACUGCUUCUACUGGUCCCAUCGCAACUACAGAUAUGUCAUAUUCAUCAAAGGCAUCUGUUCCUGUUGGUUCCACAGCUGCUGCAGUUCCUACUGAUCAAUCACACUCAGUCGUUCCUUCUGGUACCUCAACUACUGAAGUCCUUGCACAUCUUUCAAGAACAACUCUUCAUAGUAAUGUUUCAAACAAUGCAAUUCCCACUGAUAGACAAAGCACAACUAUUCAUACCAAAACCUCAGCCACUGUAGUUCCUGCUGAUCUGUCAAGCACAAUAUCACCUACUGGUUUUACAGACACUGCAGUCGCUACUGGCCCAUCAGACUCAGUUUCCCCUGGUCCUUCAAACAGUGCAGUUUCUGCCAGUCUAUCAAACACAACUACUUCUAAUUAUUUUUCAAGCAAUGUGGUCCCUACAGAUCAACCAAGCACAACUGUUCAUACUGGAACCUCAAACACUGCAGUUCCUAUUGAAUUGUCAAUCACAACUGCUCCUAUUGCCUCUUUCAUCACUAAAGGUCCUACCAAUCAAUCAGCUGAUCCUCCUGGUCCCUUUACCAGUGAAGUACCUACUGAUUUAACAGUCACAACUGUUUCCUCAAUCACAGCAGAUCAUACUGAUCUAUCAAGCACUACUUUUCCUAUUAGUCCCACCCCCCCCACAGUACCUACUAAUCAGUCAAUCACAACUAUUCCUCUAGGCCUUUCAAACAGUGCUGCUCUUCCCAGUCUAUUAACCACAAUAGUUCCUACUGAUCUGUCAAACAGAACUGUUCCUAAUGACCAUUCAAGUAUCUCAGGUCAUACUGAACAUUUAAGCAUGACUAUUCCUAUUGGUCCCUCAACUACUACAGUUCCCACUAAUCAUUCAAACACAACUGUUCAGCCAGGCUAUUCCACCUCUACAGUGACAACAUAUCCCUCAAGCACAAUUAUUCUGCUUGAUAAGAUCAACACCACUGUCUCUACUAAUCUGUCAAGCAAAGUAAUUUCUAAUCCUUAUACAAAUACUACAAUUUCAACAAAUACAUCAAUCACAACUGCUCCAGAUGGCCAUUCAAACAAUGCAGUUCAUACAGUUUUAUCAAACACAACUAUUUCUGCUGGAAUGUCAAGUAGUGUACAUCAUAAAGAUGUAUCAAACACAACUGUUCUUUCUAGUCCAUCUGGCACUACAUUGUCCAUAUCCAGUGCAGCUGGUAAUCAUAUCACUACAUCUGUAAUAUUUUCAAACUCAACACACUCUAAAGUUGUCACCACCUCAACCACAUCUUCACUGCGAACCACUCAUCUAUCAACUAAAGCCUCAACGGGUUCAGCAGUAGCAGGCGAGGGAUUUGUUAUUCUGCAGAUCCGUUUACAGAGACAAUACAUUGAUGCUUACAAUAAUCCUGCUUCUAUGGAGUACCAGAUUCUGUCCAAAAACAUCACUAUUGAGCUCAAUCGAAUCUACCGGGAAAUUUAUGGGACCCGCUUCCUCAGAUGCUACGUGAUAAGAUUAUGGCCUGGGUCAGUGGGUGUGGAUACAGAACUUAUUUUUAAAAACCAGUCUGUGCUUCCAAAUGCAACAAGCAUUGAAGAAUCUCUAAAGACAGCAAUUGCUGAAUCAAAAGUGUUCAUUGGUGUGAUUCCUUCCAGUAUUACUGUUGUGGAACAGCAAGAUUCAACUUCAACCACCAGCCAAACUCAGACAUCACAAAGUGUUCCUAUAAUGCAAACAUCAUCAGCUGUUGCACCGGUUCUGUCUAGUAUGCUGUUCAUGCUACUGCUUCUGCUAUGGAAUGAAACACUGUAAUUCUGCAAAGCUUUACUCCAUGUGUCACAUUCAAAUCUACAAUUAAUAUUGUGACAACUCUAUUAUCUUAUUUUGUGAUACAUUACUCCUGGUUUUAUGUAAUGAAAAUUGUGAUUAACCUGAUACAUUCAAUAAUUAUUCUUCAGGCAUUUCUUGGGUAUUUCAGCACCUAUA
Sinocyclocheilus grahami is the source of this 5040-nucleotide messenger RNA. RefSeq names its product flocculation protein FLO11-like. The transcript is spliced from 14 exons. The record is from RefSeq and is a predicted model, not a curated record. Lineage: Eukaryota; Metazoa; Chordata; Actinopteri; Cypriniformes; Cyprinidae. Bases 58 to 4866 code for a protein of 1602 amino acids.